Tachysurus fulvidraco (yellow catfish) is the source of this 1382-nucleotide messenger RNA. RefSeq names its product troponin T type 3b (skeletal, fast) (gene tnnt3b). Gene Ontology annotation, biological process: muscle contraction; regulation of muscle contraction; sarcomere organization. NCBI's taxonomy places the organism in Eukaryota, Metazoa, Chordata, Actinopteri, Siluriformes, Bagridae. Gene Ontology annotation, cellular component: troponin complex. The record is from RefSeq and is a predicted model, not a curated record. Gene Ontology annotation, molecular function: troponin I binding; tropomyosin binding; troponin C binding. The coding region runs from base 118 to 927 and encodes 269 amino acids. The transcript has 15 exons.
UACACACACAGUAUAUAACACGGGAUCAGUAAGGGAAGGCGUGAGCAAAACCUUACAGCCAGGCUACUGGACACUCUCCUCUUGUUUCUUCUUUGAGGUGUGAAGUCUGUGAACAUAAUGUCUGACACAGAGGAUGUCGGGCUUGAGGAGGUCGAAGAGGAAGAAGAGGUAGUAGAUGUAGAGAUAGCCCCAGAGGCUGAGCCAGAGGCAGAGCCUGAGGAGGAACCUGAGCCAGAACCAGUGGUGCAUGAGGAAGAGACCUAUGAAGAGGAAGAGGAAAAGCCAAAGUUCAGACCCAGUGCACCAAAAAUCCCAGAAGGAGACAAAGUGGACUUUGAUGACAUCCAGAAAAAGCGACAGAAUAAGGAUCUCAUCGAGCUGCAGGCACUAAUUGAUGCCCAUUUUGAAUGCAGGAAAAAGGAGGAGGAGGAACUUAUUGCUCUGAAGGAUAGAAUUGAAAAACGUAGGGCUGAGAGAGCAGAGCAGCAGAGGUUCCGUACCGAAAAGGACAAAGAGCGUCAAGCAAGACGUGAGGAGGAAAGACUGAGGAAAGAGGAGGCAGAUGUAAAGAAAAAGGCAGAGGAGGAUGCAAAGAAGAAAUCUGUUCUGACAAGCAUGGGUUCCAACUAUAGCAGCUAUCUGCAGAAGGCUGACCAAAAGAAGGGAAAGAAACAGACAGAGAGAGAGAAAAAAAAAAAGAUCUUGGCUGACAGACGCAAGCCUCUGAACAUUGAUCACCUGAAUGAAGACAAGCUGAGGGAUAAAGCCAAGGAGCUGUGGGACUGGAUGUACAAUCUUGAGUCUGAAAAAUUUGACCACAUUGAGAAGAUAAAGAGGCAAAAGUACGAGGUAAUCUCACUUCGCAACCGUAUUGAUGAGCUGCAAAAGCACUCCAAGAAGGGUGCUGCUGCUCGUCGCCGAAAGUAAACUGUUGAUGGAGAACACUGUACCAUUUGAAGCAAUGGCCUGAUUUCUCAGAUUGCUCAAACUGAUUUUUUGAAGCACCUGCCUCGUCUCCCGACCGCCACCAGAGGGAACCUUCGCCCGAGUUCUAGCAGCUUCCACACUACAGCUCCCACAAACCCCCGCUCCUGUCAUGAUUACAGCACUACCUGCGUUCAAUCACCUGCUUCCUAUAAAGUAUGAACUUGAACUCCCUUCCACUGCGAAUUCUUGAUUUGCCUCUGCUAUCGGUCUGAGCGUUUAUUCCUGGUUUUUGACUCUGUUUUGAUUUUGCUCUGUUCUAUGAUUGUCUGCCACCUGCCCCGAACUCGUGCCUGUAUUACUGUUUCUGAUUUUUGCCUCACCUUUGACAUUGUGUUUGCUGAUUCUGACCUAAGCCUGUUGUACCUCGAGCUUGCAUUAAAAAGUGUGCAAAUGGA